AUGCCUAAUGACUAUACGGAAACGAUUACGUGCCCCUUCGGGGAGUUGGCGACGAAUUUAUCAGACUCGGAGCUAAAUGAGGCAGCUUAUGAGAUUUUGGUUGGAGCAUGUCUGAGUUAUGGUGGGAAAACAUCGAAUGACAAAGUACCGGACUCGGAAAAGAAUUCGGAGAAGGCGGGGGUGACGACGACGACACAGUAUACUUCGUUGAAGUCAAGGGCGGCGAGUAAGGUGAAGAAGGCUUUAGGAAUAAAAUCUCGGAGGACGAAAUCGAGCGGUAAUAAGACCGUCCCGGAACAAGUGAAGAAGCCGAAUUCAAUUGAGGAGACGUUGAGGGUUCAAAUGCGAGUUUCGGAGCAAAUGGAUUCUAGAGUUAGGAAAGCUCUCUCUAAAGUUGUUGUUGAUCAGAAAAUAGAGUCAGUUGUGUUGCCACUCGAGAUGUUGCAGCUACUCAAGCCUGCCGAUUUCCCGAGCAAAGAAGAACACGAAGCUUCGCAAAAGAGAUAUUUGAAGCUUCUUGAAGCCGGACUCCUUUUGCAUCCUCUAUUGCCACUAGAAAACGACAAUGCCGAUCGGCAACGGCUCCGAGAGAUCAUCGAUGGGGCAUCGGAGAAGCCUUCGAACAUCAUAAAAAACAAAGAAUCGAUGCAAUCCCUUCGGAGCAUUGUUACAUCACUUGCUUGUCGAACACGCGACGACGGAACCGUUUCCGAGACACACCACUGGGCAGAUGGAUUCCCUUUGAACCUCAAAAUCUACCAAAUGUUGCUCGAAGCUUGUUUCGAUAUCAAUGACGAGGCAUCGGUCAUUGAAGAGUUAUUUGAGGUGGUGGAGCAAAUAAAGAAGACAUGGCAAGUCAUGGGAAUGAACCAAGUGCUGCACAAUCUCUGCUUCCUGUGGAUCUUUUUCAACCGUUACACGACAAUGACGGAUCAAGCCGAGGGUGAUCUGUUGAACACGGGCGAGAACCUGUUGACGAAAGUCGAACACGAUGCAAAGGCAUUGAAGGAAGAUUCCAAUUAUGCCAAGGUGUUGAGUUGUGUUUCAAGUGUGAUUUUAGGUUGGGGUGAGAAAAGGCUUGUUGAUUACCACAUUCAUUUCCGAAGCAGCAACAUUGAGUCAAUGGCAUGUAUGGUUUCCAUGGCGGUUGUAUCAGCAAAGAUAAUGGCAGAAGAUGGUGAUGAAGGAGACGAAAUCGAUGUUGGUUACCAGAAAGUUGAUGAAUACAUAAAAUCAUCACUUCGUGCUGCUUUUACCCAGGUAAUGGAGAUGGAAAAGUCCAGCAAAGCUUCAUCAAAAGACUUUCAAAACGAGCUUCCUUUCAUGGCCAGACUUGCAGAGGAAGUGAGUAAACUGGCUCUUACGGAGAAGGAAACAUUCAGUCCAAUAUUGAAACGGUGGCAUCCACUUGCAGCCGGCGUAGCAGUGGCCACCCUCCAUUCCUGCUAUGGGAAUGAGCUGAAGCAAUAUGUUUCGGGCAUCGAUGAGAUAUCACCGGAUGUUUUAAAAGUGCUGAAAACUGCUGACAAAUUGGAGAAAGAUUUGGUGCAGAUUGCGGUUGAGAAUUCGGUGGAUAGUGAAGAUGGUGGCAAGUCGAUCAUAAGGGAGAUGCUUCCUUACGAGACUGAAUCUGUUACCUCUGGUUUGGUUAAAUCAUGGAUAACCGAGAGAACUGAUAGGUUGAAGGAAUGGGUUAAUAGGAACCUGCAACAAGAGAAAUGGGACCCAAAGGCGACAAGGGAGCGUUUUGCUCUAUCAGCUGUUGAAGUGCUGCGGAUUGUAGAUGAAGCUUUUGAAGCAUUCUUUUCGUUACCAAUAGCUAUACAUGCUUCUAUGCUCCCAGAUUUAGCCACCGGGAUCGAUAGCUGUCUUCAACACUAUAUAUCCAUGGCCAAAUCUGGCUGUGAUACCCAAAGCUAUGUACCCACAAUGCCACCUUUGACUAGAUGUUCUAGACGCUCCAAACUUCCUGGUGUAUUUAAGAGAAAAGAAAAGGCUCAUAAGAAAACUCAGUGCGGGACUGCAAAUGACACCUCCGGAACACCCCAGAUGUGCUGUCGUAUUAACACUCUUCUCUAUAUUCAAACUCAGUUGGAUGGAUUGGCAAAAAGGGAAGUUACCCAUUUAACAAACUCAGAAUCAAAUCAAGAUAUUUCAAAUGGAAUAGAGAAGGAAUUUAAACUUUCAGCUGCUGCAUGUGAAGAAGGGAUCCAACACCUAUGUGAAGCAACUGCAAAUAACGUCGUCUACCAUGACCUAAGUCAUCUCUUCUGGGACGGCUUGUACAUCGGGGACGUUUCAUCGUCUAGGAUCGAACCUUUUCUUCUGGAGCUCGACCUCCAGUUGGAGGACAUUUCAUUAACUGUGCAUGGCAAUAUUAGAACACGACUUGUUACUCAAGUAAUGAAGGCUUCUUUUGAUGGCCUCUUACUGGUUUUACUCGCCGGAGGCCCUGCUCGUGCUUUUACCCUGCAGGACUACGAAAUGAUAGAAGAGGAUUUUAGGUUCUUGACUGAUCUGUUUUGGUCUAACGGGGAUGGACUUUCGGCCGAAUUGAUCGACGACUUUUCCAUCACGGUUAAAGAGAUCCUCCCCUUGUUUCAAACUGAUACCGAGAGCCUGAUUCAGAAAUUCAGAAACAUAACACUCGAGAAUUGUUCUUCUUCUACGACUAAAUCCAAGCUUCCAUUGCCACCAACGACCGGUCAGUGGGGCCCGACUGAACCGAACACGGUCUUGAGAGUCUUGUGUUAUCGGAAUGACGAAAUAGCAGCCAAGUUCCUUAAGAAGACUUAUAACUUGCCAAAGAAACUCUAA
Messenger RNA from Hibiscus syriacus, 2817 nucleotides. RefSeq names its product protein unc-13 homolog. The transcript is spliced from 5 exons. The record is from RefSeq and is a predicted model, not a curated record. The coding region runs from base 1 to 2817 and encodes 938 amino acids. NCBI's taxonomy places the organism in Eukaryota, Viridiplantae, Streptophyta, Magnoliopsida, Malvales, Malvaceae.